Molecule: messenger RNA, 2049 nt
Organism: Exophiala dermatitidis NIH/UT8656
Lineage: Eukaryota; Fungi; Ascomycota; Eurotiomycetes; Chaetothyriales; Herpotrichiellaceae
Product: mitogen-activated protein kinase kinase kinase
Exons: 1
Coding region: 1-2049 (682 amino acids)
Biological process (GO): DNA-templated transcription; regulation of DNA-templated transcription
Molecular function (GO): zinc ion binding; DNA binding; DNA-binding transcription factor activity, RNA polymerase II-specific
Source: RefSeq, a predicted model, not a curated record
AUGUAUGAUCAACCAGUCGUCAAAGAAGGCGGUGGAAAUGCAGACGCGGCGCAAGCUCGCGUGAUGCCCUAUACUUGUCAGCCAUGCGCGCGGAGGAAGGUCAAAUGCGACAAGGUGGCCCCAACGUGCUCAAGCUGUAUCAAAGGCAAGAUUGAAUGCUUCUACGAGGCGCCGCCACCACGGCGACCCAAGCGAAAGCGCAACGAGACCGUCUUCGAGCGGGUUGCGCGGUAUGAGCGCACGUUACAAGACAACGGGCUGCUCCGAAGUACGGGCGUCGCGUCGCCAUCUUACAUGGAGACGCCUCAAAGCAUCCAAAACUCCAGCUUGUUGCCAGACAGUCAGUCUCUAUCGAGCAAAAGCGGCAAAUUGGUUGCAGGCGAGGGCAAAGCUCGAUAUGUCAACAGCAGUCUCUGGCGCGAAUUGGGAGAAGAGGAGAUGUCACAAAUCUCCCACGAGGAGGAGGACGACAAACGGACUCCUGCGGAAACCACACCCUCGACCGAAGAUCUGAUCUCAAGUGCACUUCUCAGACUCUCCCACAACCUAGUCGACUAUCAUCCCAAACAUAGCGAUGCGAUGAAGCUGUGGGCAGUCUAUGUGGCAAAUGUCGAGCCUCUGUGCAAGGUCCUGCAUGUGCCAUCUAUGUCUAGGAUGGUCGACGCUGUGUCCCAACGGCCGAGUGCGGCGUCAAAGGCACAGGAAUGCCUGCUCUUUGCCAUUUACCAUAUUGCAGUCUACUCCAUGACUGACGAAGACUGUAUGCGGGAAUUCGGGCAAGCACAGGCUUCGUUGUUAGCAAAGUACCAACACGCCAUUCGACAAGCGCUUGUCAAUGCAUCCUGGUUGAAGACAACAGACAUGCUCGUCAUGCAGGCGUUCGUGCUGUUCCUCAUUGCUGUGCGUACGCAGAUUGAUCCUCACACCUUUUGGAUCCUGUCUGGUGUGGCGGUUCGCAUCUCGCAGCGCAUGGGACUUCAUCAUGAUGGUGAAAAACUUGGGCUGCCUCCUUUCGAGGUCCAAAUGCGGCGGCGACUCUUUUGGCAACUUCUCCCGCUGGAUGGCUAUGCUGGCCAAGUUUCAGGUACUGGUAUCAUGAUCUCACCUACCAGCUGGGAUACCAAACAGCCGAGCAACAUCAACGAUUGCCAGAUUUACCCUGGUAUGCCACAGCAGCCCGUGGAGCAGAAAGGCGCGACUGAAAUGAUGUUUGUUCUUGCGAGAACAGAACUUACUCGAUUUUACACCCAAACGGGUGUCAGAAUGAAAGAUCUUGGUGGGGCCGUGGAGCUGAAAGAGACUGUCGAGCUCGAAAGGAUCGUAGAUGAGGUCGAGAAUAUCGCGGAAACAAAAUAUCUCCGCUACUGCGACAUAACUGACCCAUUACACUUCCUCACGUUAGGGGUGGUAAGGUCUGCAGCCAACGCCGUGCGUCUGCACAGCAAGAUGCCCCAAUUGAUGAAUCAAAGUAUUGGCGAUCACGAAAGGAGACACCUCUGUGCACUCGCUCACAAGGUUCUUGACGCCGACAGCGCUGCCUACAGCCACCCAAAAAUGAAGCGAUACCACUGGUCGUUCAAGGGGUUUUUCUUAGGGGAUGCCAUCAUAUGCAUCUUGACCAGUAUCGCCAAGGUCGGAUUCUUCUCCAGUGAGGAACUGGCAGCAGCCUGGGAUAAGGUGGCUGAGGUCUAUACGAAUCACGCGGAGAUUCUCCAGGCUAAACGAGCCAUUCAUAUUGCCGUCGGAACAGUCACGUUGAAAGCCUGGAUGGCUAACCCGCCGAAGAACUCCAUGCCUGAGCCGUCGUUCAUCACUGCGCUCCGCUCCACCCAGUGCGGGAACAAAUUGUCCAGAAGUCCAGAAUCGAAGGCAAUUGGGGUCGGCAACAGGAACGAGUCCGGGAAAAGUCCUCCUGUCAACGAGGCUGAUGCGGUUUUUGGCAACUUUGACGACACAGACUUCACUCUCGGCAAUAGCCUCGUUCCGGAUGGUUCAGAAUGGUUGUUUUGGGACCAGUUGAUACACGAUUAUGAGACCAUCCCAAUCUGA